Xenopus laevis (African clawed frog) is the source of this 3024-nucleotide messenger RNA. RefSeq names its product amyloid beta (A4) precursor protein-binding, family A, member 2 L homeolog (gene apba2.L). NCBI's taxonomy places the organism in Eukaryota, Metazoa, Chordata, Amphibia, Anura, Pipidae. The record is from RefSeq and is marked provisional. Gene Ontology annotation, molecular function: amyloid-beta binding. Gene Ontology annotation, biological process: chemical synaptic transmission. Gene Ontology annotation, cellular component: plasma membrane; cytoplasm; dendritic spine.
AUACAACUUGAUCUGGACAACAAAUUACUUACUGUUCCAAUCCACAGGACUCAACGUAAAGAAUAAUUGUCAAGAAAUAAUGGUCAUGUAAGUUGAUGAAUAUGGCAAAUCGUAAAUGUCAGAGCGCAACAGCCAGCAUAAUGGAUCAAAGACCGAGGUCUUGUCCUCCUUCUCCUCAUGCCCAGGACCCUGGAAGUGAAGAAUCUGUUUAUGAAGAAGUCAUAGUCCCAGAUUUUGUUAACUCACGGAUUUCAAAGAGCAGGCACAUUUCAAACACCCAAGAAGACCAUGACUGUAAUGACAACAGUGGUGAUGGGGACUCUAGUUCUGAUUAUGUGAAUAAUACCUCUGAUGAAGAAUAUGAUGAAGGACUUCCUGAUGAAGAGGAAGGGAUCACCUAUUAUAUACGUUAUUGUCCUGAAGAUGACAGUUAUCUUGAAGGCAUGGACUGCAAUGGAGAGGAGUAUAUUCACCAUGAAGAACGCCAUAUAGAAACAGAUGAAUGUGUGGAAGCAGUGGAAGAUGAAUGGACAGAAUCCAAGACACAGCAGCAGCACUGUAUUGAUAGGGAAACAGAAGAAGAAAAUCAAAUGAAUGCAUUAGGGGAGGAUAGUUCUUUGGGGGUGCACGACCAAGUUGAAGAAGCACACUUUCGUGAAAAUGAGGAGGGAUACCAGGACUACUACUCCCCAGAGGCCAAUGGAAACUCACUUCCUCCAUCUCCAUUUCCUAUAAGGAAAAGUGACAGAGAUACAGAAGAAACAGAGGAGGACAUUGAUCAAAUUGUGGCUGAAAUUAAAAUGAGUAUGAGCAUGAGCAGCAUCAAUAGCACAACAGACACAAGUCCAGAGCAUAAUGUCACAGAGAAUGUUGCAAAAGAUAUUAAGGAAAUAUGCGAAAAAGUGGAUUCUGGCCAUUGUGCUAGCAGGCAUGAAGGAAGGCCAAAGUCAUUAAAUAUUCCCUCUGCCUCAAAACCUGCCACUGAACUGCAAAGGGGCUAUAAGGCAAAAGCUAGGACUCCAGAAGAAAGACAGAAGUGGGCGCCAGAACAGGUGUGUAACAGUGUGGAGCAACCAAGGAAACAGCAACGUUCUGACCUCAAUGGACCUGUUGACAAUAACAAUGUUCAGGAGCAGACAAAGAAGGUGACUUCAUUCCCAAGUUUUGUGGAUGUUCCUGGCCCUUGUGAACCUGAAGACCUAAUUGAUGGAAUUAUCUUUGCUGCCAAUUUCUUGGGAUCCACACAGCUGCUGUCAGAACGCAACCCAUCCAAAAACAUCAGAAUGAUGCAGGCCCAAGAAGCUGUCAGCCGUGUCAAGAACUCUGAGGGAGAUUCACAAACAUUAACAGAAGUGGAUCUUUUCAUAUCAACACAGAGGAUUAAAGUUUUAAAUGCAGAUACCCAGGAAACAAUGAUGGACCAUGCACUACGGACAAUAUCUUACAUUGCAGACAUUGGCAACAUUGUUGUUUUAAUGGCCAGACGUCGCAUGCCUAGAUCGGCCUCCCAGGACUGUAUAGAAACAACACCAGGAGCCCAGGAGGGAAAGAAACAGUAUAAGAUGAUAUGCCAUGUAUUUGAAUCUGAGGAUGCACAGCUUAUUGCUCAGUCGAUUGGCCAGGCAUUUAGCGUAGCCUAUCAGGAAUUUUUAAGAGCAAAUGGAAUUAAUCCAGAAGACCUCAGUCAAAAAGAAUACAGUGACAUCAUCAAUACCCAAGAAAUGUACAAUGAUGACCUCAUCCACUUUUCAAAUUCUGCCAACUGCAAAGAGCUGCAAGUGGAAAAGCUCAAAGGUGAAAUCUUAGGCGUGGUAAUAGUGGAGUCUGGCUGGGGAUCUAUUCUACCCACUGUCAUUCUGGCAAAUAUGAUGAAUGGAGGGCCAGCAGCACGUUCCGGAAAACUCAGUAUUGGCGAUCAGAUCAUGUCCAUCAAUGGAACGAGUUUAGUUGGUCUUCCUCUGGCAACUUGUCAAGGGAUAAUAAAGGGCCUAAAGAAUCAAACACAAUUAAAACUGAACAUAGUGAGUUGUCCACCUGUCACCACAGUCCUCAUUAAACGACCUGACCUUAAAUACCAGCUGGGAUUCAGUGUACAGAAUGGAAUAAUCUGCAGCCUCAUGAGGGGUGGAAUAGCUGAGAGAGGUGGAGUAAGAGUCGGACACAGAAUCAUUGAGAUCAAUGGGCAAAGCGUUGUUGCUACUGCCCAUGAAAAUUGUCCAAGCACUAUCCAAUUCCGUCGGAGAGAUUCACAUGAAGACUAUGCCAGCAGCAAUGUUUAGGCUUCUUACUGGACAGGAAACUCCACUCUACAUAUAAGAAGAAGUAGCCAUUGCCACCUGUAACACAUUUGCAGGCAAGAUUAAUGAAUCUGCACUUCAAAGAGACACACCGUGUAUAUAUAUAUAUAUAUAUAUAUAUAUAUAUAUAUAUAUAUAUAUAUAUAUAUAUAUAUAUUCCAUUUCAAACAAGGAUGCAAGGAAUCUCCAUGGCUGAAUGAUACUGCCUUCCUCCCCCUUGCUUUUGCCAAAGGCGAUAACCAAUUCUGAGCAAGUUUACCAUUAACAAAGACAAUCUGUAAAUCAUGAGUAAGACAGUUAAAACUCUUUACACAUCAUAAGUAAAAAUGCUAUUUAUUUGUAAUGUAAAGUAGUGUUAACGUGUAUGUGUAGUACGUUAAAAUGGUGAGGAUGUGAGCCACGUGAUGAUGGAUUAACAAUGGACUUCUCCAGAAAUUUAGAAGAAAAAGUUCCACUUCAGAUCAAUACUGGAAGCCGCAGCCUCAUGAUGGUUCCCUAAAACAAAGGCAUUGUGUACAUUCAAUUAUUUAUAAUGUUUUAUACGAUCAUUAACAAACUAAGCGAUAACCUUCCUGUUUUCAUGUAUUGCUAUAUGUAAUACCUUUAUGGACCACAGAAUUGCACACAGAAGUGCUACAUAUCAUUUUCUAUUCAUUUGUAUUGUACUUUCAAAGCAUUCAAACAUGAUAUUCUUUGAGAUAUUAAUCAAUAAAAGGUAUUACUACUU